GCAAGCCCUGGCCUGCCAGACAUCUUCCCACCAACGCCCCUCCCUGCCCGCGCAUAACCUUGAGUGCUUGCUCGGAUCGCAGCGGGCGAUGUGACUUGGAUGCCUGGGUAUGCCCAUAGCCCGGGUCCUACUUGGCUGUGAUAAUACCGGUAAUGGAAGGCCUUCACGAUGCACCCGAUUGGCCGUUUGCGGGAGGUCGCUACUCAAGCACACUACUACACACUACUACAUACUUACCUAGGGUCGCGUUUGACCCAGGGGGCGCCCAUGGAACACUGGAGCUUGAGCUAGAGCUUCACGCCAGUGGGGAACCACCGAGAUAUGAUUUCGAUCCCGGCCUCCCGGUUAUCUCGUGCUUCGGGAUCCCCUCCCCCCAACCUCGACGGCGGUGCGGCUACCGUCAGACAACCUGCUAGAAGAGAACCAAGCACUUGAAUCUGUACCGUACGGCCCGAGAGACCCUCAGAAUGUGGCCAUUCAGCAGCGCGGGCUUCACUGCCAAAGACAUCCCCGACCUGUCCGGCAAGGUCAUUCUCGUCACUGGCGCCAACAGCGGUCUAGGACUACAGUCAGUGCUGGACCUUGCCCGCCACGGACCCAAGGAGAUUUGGCUCACAUCCAGGACAACCGAGAAGGCCGACCAGGCGAUCAAGGAGGUCAAGAAGGAGGUCCCCAGCGCCAACCUCAGGCCGCUCAGCCUGGACCUGUCCUCGCUCGACUCCAUCAAGAGUGCAGCACGCAGCUUCAGCCAGUCGUCGCAGCGGCUCGACGUCCUGCUCCUCAAUGCCGGCAUCAUGGCCUCCGACCCAGGGCUGACCAAGGACGGCUACGAGAUCCAGUUCGGCACCAACCACGUGGGCCACGCCCUGCUGACGAAGCUGCUGACCCCUCUCCUCGAAAAGACGGCGGCUGAGCCCUCCUCAGACGUGCGGGUGGUCGUGCUCACCUCGGCGGCGGUGGCCAUGGCGCCCAAGGACGGCAUCGAGUUCGACACGCUCAAGACGGAGCAGGAGCCCGUGGGGAGGUGGGCGCGCUACGGGCAGAGCAAGCUCGCCAACGCGCUGUUCGCGCGGCAGCUGGCCAAGCUGCACCCGGCCUGGACGGUGACGGCCGUCCACCCGGGCGUCGUCACGACCAACCUGUCCCGGCACGUGCAGGACCGCCACUGGUUUGCCAAGGCGCUGAUGCCCAUCGCCAACCUGGUCCUGACCACCGUGGAGCAGGGCGUCUUGAACCAGCUGUGGGGGGCAACCGCGCCCAAGGCCGACGUCAAGUCGGGCGAGAUGUACUUCCCAGUUGCUGACCUGACCGGCGGGCGGCGUGGCCCGUACGUCAAGGACGACGCGAUGGCCAAGAAGCUGUGGGACUGGACGGAGCAGGAGCUCAGGGGCCAGGACCUCUGAGGGUCUUGCAGCAUCGAGCAAACGGGCACCUGGGUAUGUGAGGAAUAUCAUGAGUCUUGGUCUCGCUUCAUGCAUGCAGCUACUACUAGACUCGGAGUGGUGUGUUGGUCUGACCCUGGUCGUCAGCGUUGGCUCCCGGGUGAUCCUCCGCCUGUCACGGGCUUGGCAGGUUACAUUCUGUCUGCAUUUUACAUGUCUGUAUGAGUCAUCAUGUCGUUUUGUUGCGGUUGUUACGGGUCUAGGAGUUGAUUACGAUAGCUCUCUCUACAACUAUAGCACCUGUCUGAGUAUAUAGUCUUUUAAAGGCUCUAUAUCGUCAAGACAGUGCCCCUUAGCCUUAUCUGUAUGUCGUAAGGCUGAGGCCAUAAGCACCUAUCGUAUUAUGUGGUUUCGCUUCUAUUCCAUAUAUAUCCAAGGACAUACAUGGCGCCUUCAUACGGUACUAUUAGAGCUAUACUUAACUAAGAUAGUUAAGCUUCUUA
This is a messenger RNA of Diaporthe batatas, 1885 nucleotides long. RefSeq lists its product as uncharacterized. Lineage: Eukaryota; Fungi; Ascomycota; Sordariomycetes; Diaporthales; Diaporthaceae. The transcript is spliced from 2 exons. The record is from RefSeq and is a predicted model, not a curated record. The coding region runs from base 468 to 1403 and encodes 311 amino acids.